UGUCACUGUUGUUGACAAUGAACGUCACGUCAUUGCAAGUGCCUUUUUAAGGUUAUGUUAUGUUUACGUUUUUUUAUGAAUUAGAAAGUUUUAUUUCUAUUUUUUGCAUAAUUACGUAUCUUAAAGUGCGAAUCAUUAUUUAUAUAAUACUCACCGCUAGACAUCAGAUUAGAAUUCCUUAAUCUUAGAACGUACGCGCGAAAGAUCAAAGUCCAAACCACAAAUUUUAACAUAACUAGCCACUGGGUGAAAGUAGACACUGCAUUAUUAAAACUUGUCUGUGAUACAUUAGUAGAAUAAAUUGUAAAAUAGUGACAUGAGGCUUGUAAAAAGUUGGUUUAAAUUCAGUCAGCGAAGCCAGUUUAUUCGUCACUUUUCUAGCGAAAAACCCUUCCGGGAGAUCAGUAUUCCGGUGCCAUGGGGCCAGAUUCGCGGCAAAUGGUGGGGACGAACGGACAUCAGGCCCAUUUUAACCUUACAUGGUUGGCAGGACAACUGUGGCUCUUUUGACCGCCUCAUCCCGCUUCUUAACAAAGAAGUGGGUUUCUUAACCAUAGACUUGCCGGGGCACGGUUACUCCUCACGCCUCCCCCCUGGCAUUUACUACCACUUCACUAUUUACUUAUCAACCCUAAAGUUUAUUAUAAGAUACAUGGGAUGGGACAAUGUGUCUUUGAUGGGUCACUCGAUGGGUGGCAUAACUAGUUACGUAUACACAAUGCUGUAUCCACAAACAGUGGAUUUCGUUGCCUGUCUUGAUGGGGCUAAACCUAUGAGCCGACCAAAAGUGAUCGCCAAUAUGGCCAAAUCGAUUGAUCAGUUUUUAAAGUCAAACGAUUAUGUUAGCAGCGGCAAGGAGCCCCCCAGUUAUACCCUGGAGGAGAUCAAACAGAAAGUUCAUAUCCCUAACAAGGGUUCUGUGGCCUUGGAGUAUGCAAAUUGUUUAAUAGAAAGGAACAUUGCCCCCUCGAAACUCUUUCCUGGAAAAUAUUAUUUUACGAGGGAUCCCCGCUUGAAAUCUGGCGAGUUAUUGUCGUUCUCUCAAAAUGAGUUAGUCGAACAAGCCCAGCAUAUAACUUGCCCCAUAUUUAUAUCCAAAUGCAAGGAAGGAUCUUAUUAUGAGGUUAAAAAUAAUUUUUACGAGGUCUUGGAUGUGCUGAAGAGGAGUAGCUCAGAUUGUGAUUUUCAUUACGUAGAGGGAACUCACCAUGUGCACCUGAAUGCCCCAGAUGAAGUCGCCGGACUAUUAAAUAAGUUUAUUUUGAGGCAUAACACUGAAGAUAGGACAAUCGGAGGGCUUAAAGAUGAAAUGGUUGUGCGAGAGGACCAGGAUUUAAGUCUGAAGGUUCGACUAGCGUAGUUAAGGUUUAUUUAUUUUAAUGAUUGUUUCGUCAGGUAAUAAAGGAAGGAAAAGUACAAAAACCCACCAAAACUGUUAAUAAAGAAUUAAUUUAUUUUUAAUUUGUACAAGUUAUAUAUACAUUUAUAUACAGAUUAAAUAAUUUACUAGUUUAGGCACUGAAAUUAUUAUUUGCUACAUGAAGAAUUAACACGUGACUAGUAAUAAGUAUCUCUUAAAAAUUA
Molecule: messenger RNA, 1584 nt
Organism: Anthonomus grandis grandis
Lineage: Eukaryota; Metazoa; Arthropoda; Insecta; Coleoptera; Curculionidae
Product: probable serine hydrolase
Exons: 2
Coding region: 317-1360 (347 amino acids)
Source: RefSeq, a predicted model, not a curated record